AUGCUACUCUUUGAUUAUCUUAGUAUCGAUGAAGCUUUGGCGCGCUCCGAGCGUAUUUCUGUUCGUACGAGGAUGGAAAUACACGCCCUGGGGCUACUAGACACAACGAAUGCAUCCCAGGAGUUGCAAAAAGGCGCGACCGUCUAUGUGCCUCUUUGGUUCGCAGAUAGACUUCUUGAGCCAAAUUUUAUCACAGUUCGUACAUCGGGAAUGGUAACGCAGGAGAAAGAGCUUGAGAUGAUAACAGAGCCGUACAGCGUGUCGAGUGCAGCCUAUUAUAAAUACACUCGCAACGCUUUCGAGAGCGCUGCUCUUCAUUGCUGUCUUAUUAAGCGUGCCGCAUUUGCCAGCAGCGACUUCAGGCGAAGCUAUUUCAACAAUUUAAAGAAACUCAUGUCGCGGCGCUUUCGCCUCAUCUGCUCCAGGAAAGCAUCGGAUCUCUCUGUACUUCACCGCACCCCUCUCACAACUUGGGAGAAGGAACUGUAUAAACAUGAAUGCUUUUUCCGCCGCCGAUGUGAAAGGUUCAGACGAAAUAGGCGCGGAAACACAUACUCACUCAAGCUAGACCUUCUCUAG
Molecule: messenger RNA, 579 nt
Organism: Giardia duodenalis
Lineage: Eukaryota; Fornicata; Diplomonadida; Hexamitidae
Exons: 1
Coding region: 1-579 (192 amino acids)
Biological process (GO): mitotic DNA replication initiation
Cellular component (GO): GINS complex
Source: RefSeq, a predicted model, not a curated record